Miscanthus lutarioriparius is the source of this 1155-nucleotide messenger RNA. Lineage: Eukaryota; Viridiplantae; Streptophyta; Magnoliopsida; Poales; Poaceae. The record is from the annotation of a GenBank genome assembly.
AUGCUGCCGCAGCCAAGCAGACGCCUCGCUAGUCCCUCCCCUCCUCUCUUCCAGCCGCUCCUCACGCCGCCACAGCACCGCUGCUCCUUCAGCCUAGUUGAGGAGAGAUUCAUCCAUCCUGGCCUGGAUUGGCUGGUUCCUUCUGCUGGGUUUGCUGCCAUGACAAGUCCACCCAGGGUGAGCAUGGAGAUAACCGAUGAGGUGGUCAAGAGCAUGAAUAUAGGGCUGGUUUUCCAAGGCUAUAAUGGCAGAAUUUGUUCUAUGGAUUUUCACAGCAAGGCUACCAACUAUCUCGUGACAGCUAGUGAUGAUGAAUCAAUCCGUCUAUAUGAUACCCAAGAUGCAGUGUGUUUGAAUACUAUUAAUAGCAAAAAAUAUGGGGUUGAACUUGUGUGCUUCACUGAUAACCCAUCAAUUGUCUUAUAUUCGUCGAACAAUGGCUGGGAUGACUCUCUGUGUCUACUCUCAAUGAAUGAUAACCGGUUUAUUAGAUAUUAUAAAGGUCACGUUGACAGGGUUGUCUGCAUCGCACUUUGCUCUGGAAAAGAAAAUUUUCUCUCUUGUUCACUUGAUCGUACCAUUCUCUUAUGGGAUCAUCGGGCUGAAAAAUCACAGGGCUCACUGCAUGUGCAAAGGCGGCCUACAGUUUCAUAUGAUGACCAGGGCAUGGUAUUUGUGGUCGCCUAUGGUGGUCGCAUAAGGAUGUUUGAUACUCGAAAAUUUGGAAAGGGGCCUUUUGAGACCUUCUCUGUCGGUACUGAUGAUUCAGAACCCCAUGUCAUAAAGUUCAGCAGUGAUGGCAGGCAGAUUCUGUUAACCACUAAAGUUGGGCGUGUUCAUGUGCUAGAUUCAUUUGAAGGCAAUAGCAUUGCAACGUUUCAUGCGAAGCCAAUACUAUCCAAUUCAACACUGGAGGCAUCAUUCUGUCCUGAGGGAAACCAUAUCAUAUCUGGAUCUGGUGAUGGUAGUGUUUACGCUUGGAAUGUUGAGAGCGGAAAGGUUGCAUGCUGGGAAAGCACAGAUACCAAACCGCCGCGGGUAAGGUGGUCUCCAGGAUCCUUGAUGUUCGUGACAGGAACAACAGAACUGUCCUGCUGGGUGCCGGAUCUGUCCAAGCUGGAAUCCUUCACCAUCACCGACACCGACACCGAGUAG